UCAUCUACGACAUUUUCUUUUCGCUCGUGCGUACUUUUUUUUAACCUUUAGCUUUUGAAAGCAAAAAGAUAAUGGCUUUCUUUGCAUUUCGAAUAACUGGUAAUAAAGGCGAUAUUUCACAUUUUGCUUACAGUUUGCCCACGUGCGAACCACUUUCUGUGCCUUAAUUUCGCUAAGUUACGUUUAUAACAUUUCAACUGAAAGUAAAAUAUUUCUAUAUUUUAUGAAGGAAAAAUUUAUAAUUGGAUUUAAAACAUGAGUCUGAAAAACAUGCGACAACUAAUUUUGCAUUAGGAAAUCAUAUGAUAGAAUAAUUGUGAUUUUGGAAAUAAUAGAUAAAAUUAUUUGUUAACUAAAUCUAAUAUUCUGAUUAGUCAGACUUUAUUAAAACUUUUAGAAAUAGUGAAAAUAAGAAAUAACAAAAAUAUGUAAGUGCUUAGAAAAAGUAGACGUUGAAUAUUGUAGAUAUACUUAACACUGUUAAAAUUAAUAUCGUCUGAAAUUUCAUUUGAUAGCUUCAGAUUCAGAUAUAUUGUUUCACAGAAAAGUAAUAUUCUCAGAAUUAUGUAUAUCAUUUAAUACUUUUAUAAAUUUAAAGUGUUAUAGUCACUUUAAAGUGUUUUAAGACAGUAGUAAUUAUCCAUGUCUUUACUAUGCAUUUUGGGAUUCACCGUCAAAACAUUCGGUAAGAAUGGUUCUGAGAAGUAAAUUCUUUUUGCAUUAUUGUUCCAUUAAUGGAUCAAAAGUACAAAAAAAUAUUGUAUUGGAGAUUGAAAGCCCGUUUCUUAUUUCGAAUAUUGUUGGCUGUUGGUUUUAUCGCGCAAAGCGUCAAAUUCGUCGAAAUGUAUCUGCAGUAUCCUUCAACAGUGGAACUGGAAGUGGUUCAACCAUCCGAAGUAGAAAUGCCAGCUUUUACUUUGUGCAAUAUAAAUGAGAUCCGUUCUUCACCUUACUGUGAGAUUUAUCCUGAGUACUGUGGAACUCCUGACUCUGAUCCUAAAUUUUGUGAACGAUUUGCUGAAUAUUGUAAGCUUGUGAACGACACAAAGAAGGUUCCAUUGCAGCCUGUAGAUUUUUUCCGGCAUUUAACAAGAUAUGAACAGCAAAUUCUGGGACACCAGUAUGAAGCUUUAGUCCAUAAAUGCACCAUAGAAACAGAUGACUUAGAGACGAACUGCACUUCGAAUCCAACAUUAGUGCCAGCUUUGAGUUUUUCUUACGAGAUACCUUUCAACUGCUACAUGAUGUAUUCACUUCAAGGAAAACCAUAUGAAAAUCCAGAAGUUGUUCCAAUAUCCACUAAAAUUCAUCUGGAGCUGAACCUUGAAGUUGCCGAAUAUCAUCCAUCCCAUUUAUCUCGUGGUGCACAACUCAGCAUUCAUUCACCCUAUCAUAUUCCCUCACCGGUCAGUGAAGGGUUGUUCCUGAAUAUGGGCACUGUAUAUCGCAUUUACGUCAGACUU
Stegodyphus dumicola is the source of this 1463-nucleotide messenger RNA. Its product is annotated as epithelial sodium channel subunit beta-like. Gene Ontology annotation, molecular function: ligand-gated sodium channel activity. Gene Ontology annotation, cellular component: plasma membrane. Lineage: Eukaryota; Metazoa; Arthropoda; Arachnida; Araneae; Eresidae. The record is from RefSeq and is a predicted model, not a curated record. Gene Ontology annotation, biological process: sodium ion transmembrane transport.